Messenger RNA from Sesamum indicum (sesame), 2686 nucleotides. Its product is annotated as transketolase, chloroplastic. Gene Ontology annotation, cellular component: cytosol. Gene Ontology annotation, biological process: pentose-phosphate shunt. Lineage: Eukaryota; Viridiplantae; Streptophyta; Magnoliopsida; Lamiales; Pedaliaceae. The record is from RefSeq and is a predicted model, not a curated record. Gene Ontology annotation, molecular function: transketolase activity.
AACUCACUUCUAUUCCUUUGCAUUUUCAACAAAGUGAGAGGACAAGCAAAGCACUGCCAGCCAUGGCUUCUUCUUCCCUCACUCUCUCUCAAGCCAUCCUCUCUCGCUCCUCCAUCCCCCGUCAUGGCUCCGCUUCCACCUCUUCUUCCUCCUCUCUCUCCCUCCCUUCUUUCUCUGGUCUUAAAUCCACCUCCUCCUCCGCCGUCAUCCGCCGCCGUGGCCCCGCGACGACCCGCCUCCCCGUCCGGGCCUCCGCAGCUGUGGAGACCAUAGAGAAGACAACUGAGACUGAGCUCGUGGAGAAGUCCGUCAACACGAUCCGUUUCUUGGCAAUUGAUGCCGUCGAGAAGGCGAAUUCCGGGCAUCCGGGUCUGCCCAUGGGCUGCGCUCCUAUGGGUCACAUAUUGUACGAUGAGGUGAUGAGGUACAACCCUAAGAAUCCCUAUUGGUUUAAUCGUGACCGCUUCGUGCUCUCCGCUGGGCAUGGGUGUAUGCUACAGUACGCGCUUCUUCACCUGGCUGGAUACGACGCCGUCAAGGAAGAGGAUUUGACGAGUUUCCGACAGUGGGGAAGCAAGACACCGGGUCAUCCUGAGAACUUUGAGACACCCGGUGUUGAAGUCACAACUGGUCCUCUUGGUCAAGGCAUUGCCAAUGCUGUUGGUUUGGCGCUUGCAGAAAAACACUUGGCUGCCCGUUACAACAAACCGGAUAGCGAGAUCGUCGACCACUACACGUAUGUUAUCCUCGGUGAUGGAUGUCAAAUGGAGGGUAUCUCAAAUGAAGCCUGCUCUCUUGCUGGACAUUGGGGACUCGGGAAGCUGAUUGCUUUUUAUGACGACAAUCACAUCUCUAUCGAUGGUGACACAGAAAUUGCUUUUACUGAGACUGUUGAUACCCGUUUUGAGGCUCUUGGUUGGCAUGUAAUCUGGGUGAAGAAUGGUAACACUGGCUAUGAUGAAAUUCGUGCUGCCAUUAAGGAAGCCAAGGCUGUGAAAGACAAGCCCACUCUGAUCAAGGUUACGACCACCAUUGGUUUUGGGUCCCCCAACAAGGCCAACUCAUACAGCGUGCACGGAAGUGCGUUGGGUGCCAAGGAAGUUGAAGCCACGAGAAAGAACCUUGGAUGGCCUUAUGAGCCUUUCCAUGUGCCUGAGGAUGUGAAGAAGCAUUGGAGUCGACAUGCACCUGAAGGGGCUGCUUUUGAAGCUGAAUGGAAUGCCAAAUUUGCUGAAUAUGAGAAGAAGUAUCCAGAGGAAGCAGCUGAAUUGAAGUCUAUCGCCACUGGUGAACUCCCAGCUGGUUGGGAGAAGGCUCUUCCUACAUACACCCCUGAGAGCCCGGCUGAUGCCACCAGAAAUCUCUCUCAGCAAAAUCUCAAUGCUCUUGCAAAGGUUCUCCCAGGUCUCCUUGGUGGUAGUGCUGAUCUUGCCUCAUCCAAUAUGACCCUUCUCAAAAUGUUUGGUGACUUCCAAAAGAACACACCGGAAGAGCUCAAUGUAAGGUUUGGUGUUCGUGAACAUGGCAUGGGAGCCAUAUGCAACGGAAUUGCCCUUCACAGCCCUGGCCUCAUUCCUUAUUGUGCAACCUUCUUUGUGUUCACGGACUACAUGAGAGCAGCCAUGAGAAUCUCUGCCUUGUGUGAAGCAGGAGUUAUCUAUGUGAUGACCCAUGACUCUAUCGGGCUUGGAGAAGAUGGACCAACCCAUCAACCUAUCGAGCACUUGGCAAGUUUCCGAGCAAUGCCCAACAUAUUGAUGCUCCGUCCAGCCGACGGCAACGAGACGGCUGGUGCCUACAAGGUGGCUGUCCUCAACAGAAAGAGACCAUCAGUCCUUGCCCUUUCUCGGCAAAAAUUGCCCCAACUUCCUGGAACCUCCAUUGAAGGCGUGGAAAAGGGAGGCUACACCAUAUCAGACAAUUCGUCGGGUAACAAGCCUGAUGUCAUUUUGAUUGGAACUGGUUCAGAGUUGGAAAUUGCAGCAAAGGCUGCUGAUGAGCUUAGGAAAGAAGGAAAAGCCGUUAGAGUUGUCUCCUUUGUUUCCUGGGAGCUUUUCGAUGAGCAAUCCGACGAAUACAAGGAAAGCGUCCUGCCAGCUGCUGUAACAGCUAGAGUUAGCAUUGAGGCAGGAACAACAUUCGGCUGGGGCAAGAUCGUUGGAGCUAAAGGAAAGGCCAUUGGAAUUGAUCGAUUUGGGGCUAGUGCACCUGCAGGAAAAAUAUACAAGGAGUUCGGCAUCACAGUAGAAGCUGUUAUCGCCGCGGCUAAAGAAGUAUGUUAAACUUUUGUGGUUGAGCUUCUUGGUUUCUUGCGUCUCAUGGAUUCAAGGUCGGUAUAAUUAUGGUGAAAUCACACGAAAGGGAUUCGUUGCAGAGUAGGCCACUUGAGAACUCCUAAUAAAGGUGAUAAGUUUCUUAUCUCUUUGUUUCCUUUUUGUUUCUUGAAAUCAGCAGCAGAGUAUGCAGUCUAAUAGCAUAAAAAGAGAGAAAUCAGGCACGUGAAAUGCUCCCGGAUUUGCACAACUCGAAAAUCGUCUUCAUGUUGUAACUAUUGAUCAUGAGAUUCAUGUCCAAAUUUAAAAAAUUCGAUGACUAAUAAGAAUGCAUGUUUUCUUCACAAGAUGGGUUGUGACUUUGUGACAUUUGCCUUUCUUGAUAUUUUAAGACACAGAUGUAUGAAUCAUUA